AUGCUCAGAACAACAACGGCAGCUCUGUUUCACCCCACAACCAAGCUGUACUAUUUACCCCUCAAGGCUUUCGUCUCACACUCGCUUCACAAACCCCAACGGUUAAUAAAUCGACAAAGCUACCCUCAAGCUGAUAGAACAAUCUUAUCCAUCAACACACCUCGUUCUCUAUCAUCUACAACAGUUCCCCAAAUUUCUAACGACACGACUUCUGAUUUGGACAGCAGUUACUUAUCUUGCUCAAUGACCAAUAGCAAGCACCCUCUCAAAAUUAUGGUUCUUCUCGGUGGUGGCGUUGAUAGCAGUGUCACACUUCGCCUCCUCCACGCAGAAGAUUUCCAGAACUUUUGGUCUGAAUGUCCAUGGGAAGAGGAUUUGAACUACGCAAAAGUUGUUUGCAAUCAGGUUGAUGUAGCACUGGAAGUUGUACAUAUGAAAAAUGAAUAUUGGGACAAAGUGGUUUCUUACAUUAUUGAUGAGUAUAAAUGUGGGUGUACACCUAACCAUGAUGUUCUUUGCAAUACAAGAAUCAAAUUUGGUGCGUUCAUGGAUGCCAUCGGUAACUUGGAUUUUGAGUUUGUUGCUUCUGGACAUAAUGCAAAUGUUAUUCACCCCCUUAUAGAUGAAACCAAUGAGCUUUCAUUUCUUCAGCUGUCAACGGAUAUGGUUCGGCAUGGCCUGUUUUUCUAUGAUUGCAGUUUGCAUGUAGAAGAAAAUGAUGGUUUUGGCACUGUCCAAUUACCUAAAGAUGAUCAGGGUCUCGCAGCCGGCCAAUUUGCAACUUUUUAUCAACAAGAGCUUUGUGUGGGGUCAGGGGUAAUUUUGGAAUCAUGGGAUGAUGCUAAGGGGUUUCCUGUUUCUGUUUCUGACAAGGCUCGUCAUAUUGCAAAAACGGAAGAUAAAUCUAAGCUUGGUAAACCCAUCAUGAUCAAACAAAAAACUCAAGAUUGUUUGACAGAUUCGAUAUGCUAA
This is a messenger RNA of Lactuca virosa, 972 nucleotides long. Lineage: Eukaryota; Viridiplantae; Streptophyta; Magnoliopsida; Asterales; Asteraceae. The record is from the annotation of a GenBank genome assembly.